GUCACCUGUUGUCACCUGUUGUUACCUGUUGUUACCUAUCCAGGUGUUGUCGAAGGCGUUGUUGUACCUGGCCAUGAACACCGCUGGUCUGUUCAUUCACUACCUGUCAGACCGGACUCAGAGACAGGCCUUCCUGGAGACCAGACGCUGUAUCGAGGGACGAGUCCGACUGGAGCGAGAGAACCAGAGACAGGAGCGUCUGGUGAUGUCCAUCCUGCCUCGAUUUCUGGUUCUGGAGAUGAUCGCUGACAUGGCCCCCAUAGAUGAAUAUCUGCUUCCUCAGCAGUUCCAGAAGAUCCACAUCCACCACUACAAAGACGUCAGCAUUCUGUUUGCGGAUAUCAUCGGCUUCACCUCUUUGUCGCUGAUUCUUUCGGCUCAAGAACUCGUUAAAACUCUGAAUGAACUUUUUGGUCGCUUCGAUAGGCUGGCAGAGGAGCACCAGUGUCUGCGCAUUAAGAUCCUGGGGGAUUGUUAUUAUUGUGUCUCUGGAGUACCGGAGCCCCAGAGGGGACACGCCCGCUGCUGCGUGGAGAUGGGCCUCAGUAUGAUCAACACCAUACGUUACGUCCGUCGGGAGUUGCAGCAGGACGUGGACAUGAGGAUUGGCGUCCAUUCGGGUUCAGUUCUCUGCGGUGUUCUAGGUCUUCAGAAGUGGCAGUUUGACAUCUGGAGCUGGGAUGUGGACAUCGCCAACAGCCUGGAGGCCGCAGGAGUGCCGGGGCGGAUUCAUAUCUCGCGGGCCACUAUGGACUGUCUGGGCGGGAUCUACGAGACGGACACGGGGCAUGGCCAGGAACGCAGCGAGUUUCUACGGAAACACAACAUCGACACCUACCUGAUCCGCCCGACGCCACGGGAGGAGGUGGAGCCACCGAGAACGAGGCGUCCGAGUUACGACUCGAUGACGACCUGGAGCGCCGAGCUGCCGUUCGGAGACAUCCUGGGAAUGAACUUUAUCCUCGCCACCUUCACAAACGGCUCGUUAACACAGCUGCCCAAUCAGAUCGCAGCGCAGCGGUCGGGAUCACGGGAGGUCAACAAGAGGAUCUGUCAGGCCAUGGAGGUCCGGAGCAGCGAGCGGAUGAGGAAGGAGCACAUCACAACGUUCACUCAGGUGUUCAAGGACUCCAACAUGGAGGGAAAGUACUCCCAAAUGAGAGACGAACUCUUCAAGUCCAACAUGGUGUGUUCGUUCAUCCUGCUGCUGCUGCUGAUGGCUGUCCAGGCACUGAUCCCCGCCCCACGGUACACCUGUGCCCGUCCUGAAAUCUCUGGUCUCUGUCUACUCUCCUCCUAUCCUGUCCCCUCCUACCUGUGCCGUUCCUGA
Morone saxatilis (striped sea-bass) is the source of this 1330-nucleotide messenger RNA. RefSeq names its product adenylate cyclase type 8-like. The coding region runs from base 74 to 1330 and encodes 418 amino acids. Gene Ontology annotation, biological process: adenylate cyclase-activating G protein-coupled receptor signaling pathway; cAMP biosynthetic process; intracellular signal transduction. The transcript has 8 exons. Lineage: Eukaryota; Metazoa; Chordata; Actinopteri; Moronidae. Gene Ontology annotation, molecular function: adenylate cyclase activity. Gene Ontology annotation, cellular component: plasma membrane. The record is from RefSeq and is a predicted model, not a curated record.